CCGGGCGCGGCCGCCGCCCGCUCGGGAACCAGAUCCGGGCAGACGGCGACGAGGGCGACGAGGACCCUCGGCCGCCGUCCGCGGCCGGCCUGCUCGCGGGACGCGGGCCGCUCGGGAGGAGGCCGCGGCGGGAGCCGCGCCGCAUGGGCUGGGGGCGGACCCCCGGCGAGCAGGGAGGAGCGACGGCCAGAACCGCAGGACCGGACGGAGGCGGAGGGGGAGGAGACAAGGGAGAAAGGGACAAAACCACUCCUCAAAUCGAGGAUAGGAUGGGCUGGCACAUCCAAAAUGUCACACUGCCAGAUGCAACGUGACCAAAGAAUGGCUGCGGCGGCACCUGUGGAUUACCCUACAGGGUCAACGCCAAAGCAACUACAAGAAAGGCACACAGAGCGAAUGAGCAACAAGACGGAAAAAAAUACAUCUGGCGGCACCGUUGCCGGGUGGACGCCGGCGCGUCGCACCAAGCGCGGGAGGGGGCAAGAGGAGGAAAGAGGAGAGAAAGGAGGAGGACGAGGAGGAGAAAGGAGGCCCGCCGGGAGGCCGGGUGCGGAGAGGC
Molecule: messenger RNA, 559 nt
Organism: Prorocentrum cordatum
Lineage: Eukaryota; Dinophyceae; Prorocentrales; Prorocentraceae
Source: the annotation of a GenBank genome assembly